GCAUUGAAACCUAUCGCUUUCUUCCCCCGUGACAUCAUUGUCGAGAAAAUGUCUAACAGAAGAUCAAGACAAUCUUCAAGUGCUCCAAGGAUCUCUGAUGAUCAAAUGAUCGACCUUGUAACUAAGCUCCGUCAGAUUUUGCCGGAGAUUGGCCAACGACGUCGCUCUGAUCAGUUGACAACCUCAGCGAGCGUUUGUCUCAGCUUCUGGAAUCCGUCGAUGAAGAUAGCCCUGAAGCCGCCGUUAUUAGAAGUUUACUCAUGUAAUCUUUAA
This is a messenger RNA of Thlaspi arvense, 273 nucleotides long. NCBI's taxonomy places the organism in Eukaryota, Viridiplantae, Streptophyta, Magnoliopsida, Brassicales, Brassicaceae. The record is from the annotation of a GenBank genome assembly.